This is a messenger RNA of Cladocopium goreaui, 491 nucleotides long. NCBI's taxonomy places the organism in Eukaryota, Dinophyceae, Suessiales, Symbiodiniaceae. The record is from the annotation of a GenBank genome assembly.
GUUUUACGUGCGGCGCUGCAGUGACCCUGUCGGGCCAAUUACCGGAGCGGUUCAUCCGCGCAAAGGUCGCCAUGAGUGAGUUCAAUUUUCUGCAAGCGGUGAAGCAAGCGAUCCGCGCGAUCGGCAAUGGCCAGGGAACCGAGCUGGAUGGCAUCACGCUGCAUGCAGCAGGCCACCAGGCACUGCCCUAUCGCCAGCUGUGUCAAGCCGCCUCCGACCCGCCAGACAGCACAGAAAAACUGAGCGUUGCACUACGGCGCUUGGCCCUGGCCUCGUGCGAUGCCCUGGUGGUGCACCUUCCACCGCUUCCGGCGAAGGUGGCGGUCUCCGCGGUGGCUUCCAUGGUGGUGCUGCCGCGCGGGGCAAGGACGGUGGUGGAGGUCAUCAGCAUCUUCCAGAGCGGUUUCAUGGGCGCUCCAGCCACCUCUGGAGCCUUGCUCUUGGACGAGAUCUUCGAAGUCCGGCAGAUCCGAAGUUCCGCUGGAAAAUGA